Gracilinanus agilis (Agile Gracile Mouse Opossum) is the source of this 2979-nucleotide messenger RNA. It is a transcript of the gene BRAT1, whose product is annotated as BRCA1 associated ATM activator 1. The coding region runs from base 101 to 2611 and encodes 836 amino acids. The record is from RefSeq and is a predicted model, not a curated record. Gene Ontology annotation, biological process: cell population proliferation; positive regulation of protein phosphorylation; DNA damage response. Gene Ontology annotation, molecular function: protein binding. Gene Ontology annotation, cellular component: nucleus. The transcript is spliced from 13 exons. Lineage: Eukaryota; Metazoa; Chordata; Mammalia; Didelphimorphia; Didelphidae.
UCUGCUGGGGCUGUACUUGACCUUAAAUAUUGGAUCUAAGUGUUUUUUUUUUUUUUUUCUUUUUCUUCACAUUUCAUUAACAGAACCCACUGGAUUCACUAUGGACAUUGAAUGUUCACGGCUCCUACCUUCUGUCUGUGCAGUUUUGGUAGACCCAAAGCAGUUUGUAGCUGAUGAUACCUGUUUGGAAAAACUACUAGACUGGUUUAAGACAGUAACUGAAGCAGAAUCUAGUCUGCUGGUAUUACAGGAGAAUCCUUGCUUGACAGAACUGCUCUUUCAUGUACUGAAACUACAAGAUGUGAAUUCCAGUAUCCUCUCUUUUACUCUACGACUUGCGGGAAUAUUUGCAGCCCAUGAAAACAGUUUUCAGUACCUCCAGCAGGGGGAGGUGUUGCUCAGCCUUUUCAGUGAAGCGGGGCCCCUCAGCAGGCCAGCCUGGGAGGACCCCUCUGUGCGAAGCGGCUGGAUCCAGGGUGUGGGCAGCAUGGUACAGCAUGAAAGGGCUGUACAGUUCCUAUGUGACUGUGGUGCUAUUGAUGUGAUUUUCUCCUUGCAAGGAGAUCCCAGCCUAUUUAUUGCUUCAGCAGCUAGUCAGCUGCUUGUGCACAUCCUGGGAUUCACCAUGCGUUCCAGUAGAGCCUCACCUCUCAAUAUACAGGACUGUGACUGGCCAGUGUGUGCUCAAAUGAUUGUAGAACACAUAGAAGAAUCCCUUCGCUCAGGGACAGUCCCUCAGAUCACACAGGCAUUGAAUGUACUGACCACGUUGUUUGGACGUUGCCAUGACCUGUGGACAGAAGUCCUUUGGAUGCAGAUGAAUCCACUUGUGGGAUCACUCCUGGAGAAAGAGCCACUCUUGGCUGCACAUUCACUGGUGGAUCUCCUCCUUAGUAUGGCACGCUCACCUGUGUUCAGCCAUCUGGAAUGUGAUCUGUGGACAUUGUCAACACAGGCUUUGAAUCGUCUAAGUCCGACUCAAGCAGGGCCCUUGGCUUUAGGCAUUCUGAAUCUCAAAGAUUGUCCACAGACAUUAAGGACCCAGGCUUUUAGCAUCCUGCUUCAGCCACUAGCUUGUGUUCUGCGAGCUGCCUCUCAGCCUCCUGGAUCCCCAGGUUUGCUGGAUGAGUCUGUAAAUGAUUCCGUGAUCACUGAUAUCCUCCUCUCCUCCAAAUCAGCAUGUGCUGGUCUCUUGUGUCAGACUCUGGCUCAUCUGGAAGAGCUGCAACCUCUGAACCACUUGCUAGUAGAUUGGCCACAUGCCCCUUUGCUCAGUGCUGUAAUGACAGUAUUACAGUUCUGUAGUGGCCUGGCCACCCCAGCCUCCAGUGUUGGAGAUAGGCUCUGUGGUAUCUUGAUUGGUUGCUUCAGAGUUCAGCGAUCAGCACUUGAUUUCCUAGGGACCCUUUCUCAAGGGACAAGCCCCAAUGAAUUGGUAAGACGCGUAGUUGAGAUCCUUCUGGUGUACCUCAGGAGCCCAGACUCUAGUCCUACAGUUCUGAAGAAGGCAUUUCAGGCCACACUCAAAUGGCUGUUGAGUUUAUCCAAAACCUCUACCUCCAGUGACCUCUGCCCACAAACCCAGCAUUUCCUUAGAGAUCUCUUCCCAAUAUUGCAGAAACGGCUAUGCAGCCCUUGCUGGGAGGUAAGGGACUCAGCCCUGGAAUUCCUUACCCACCUAACGAAACACUGGGGAGGGCGGGCUGGAUUCAGACAAGCUCUCCUCUCUUCGGAGGUGCCAGAGCUUGCAGAGGAUCUCCUCCGAGAUCCAGAGAGUUACGUCCGAGCGAGUGCCGUGACUGCCAUGGGGCAGUUGUCCAGCAGAGGCCUGUGUUCAAACCCUAUUGGCACCGAGAACAAAAAUGAUGAAAAGAAAAGCCUGUUCUUGGAACUUCUAGAAAUCCUCUCCACUGACUCAGAAGGCUUCCCUCGGAGGGCUGUGAUCCAGGUUUUCACUGAGUGGCUGAGGGAAGGUCACACAGAUGUGUCAAAGGAUAAGGAGCAAUUUGUAACCAAAGUGCUCCAGGUUGUGAGUUGUGACUUAGAUUGGGAGGUCAGAGUUCAAGGAUUAGAACUGGCUUUGGUCUUUCUUGUUCAAACCCUUGGGCAGCAUGGGACUGAGUGCCCCUAUGCUGUUGAAAUAUCCUCAGUGACUCAGUCUACCCUCCUUACUGAAUCACUACAGAUGCUCUGCCGUGUGAAACUCUUUGAAUUUAUAUUUAGCGCCUUAUGUGACUGUGACAGGCCAGUGGCCCGUAAGUCCUGUGAUAUCCUGCUGUACCUAAAGGCCAAACUGGCUCAUCACAGCAGCCUGCAAGGGAGUGGGGAAGCUUGCACUGCAUCCUUAGGAACCCAUAGCACUGCUUGGUUGGAAACCACUCUAAGGAAGUGGAAAGCAAGGGACCAGGGUCAGCCCAGUGGGGAUGCAGACAGAGUUGAUUGCCAAGAGCCUGAUGAUGUGUUAGAAGUCCUAAGGUCAGUAGAUUUGGAGGAACUUCAAGGAACAUUAGCUAAAAGUAGUGACCACAUUGAGAAAAGUCCUCAGUCCCUCUUGCAAGAUAUGCUGGCCACUGUAGGAAUAUUGGAAGAAAAUGAAGCUGACUGCUACUAAGCCAGCAGAGCAGUAAACAGCAUAUCUCCAAACUGGGAAAAUAGAUGAAAUCCUCUUUCCCAUGACGGGUAUGUGAGGUGUGAACAUGUAGCUCAUCCUGAAGUUUCCUAGAAGGAGUUAGUAGUGAUCACUUGAAACUAUGAGCAACCAGGAGCAGGUUCAGUGGCCUGUUUCUGUACAUGAGUUAUCUGAAGAUCCUGUUUAAAUCAGGCUAUAAUCCUAAACCUGCCUGAAAAAGGCAAACCAUGUGCCAGAUGAUGACUAAACAAAGGGAGUGCAUGUGCAACAUAUAUGUGUGUGCACAUACACACAUAUACACACACAAAUACAAAGCAAAUUCCAAACUAUAAAGUCUUUAUUUAGAUUUC